This is a messenger RNA of Lutzomyia longipalpis, 6805 nucleotides long. RefSeq lists its product as uncharacterized. The record is from RefSeq and is a predicted model, not a curated record. Gene Ontology annotation, molecular function: DNA helicase activity. Lineage: Eukaryota; Metazoa; Arthropoda; Insecta; Diptera; Psychodidae. Gene Ontology annotation, biological process: telomere maintenance; DNA repair. The transcript has 2 exons. The coding region runs from base 18 to 4385 and encodes 1455 amino acids.
AAAGAGUUGAAUUUCAAAUGAGAGGAAGUCCACAUAUGCACAUACUAUUGUGGUGUAAAGAUAUCCCUGAUUUUGACCAAAACAACCCUGAAUCUGUUGAAAAAACUAUUAAAUUCAUUGAUAAAAUUGCUACAUGUAAAUACAAAGAUCCUAAAAAGUUUCCUCUAAUCAAGAGACAAAUGCAUAGGCAUUCUGAAACAUGUUACAAAGGAAAGAGAAAACGAUGUAGAUUUAAUAUCCCUAUUCCACCUAUGGAUAAAACUGAAAUUUUGUGGCCUUUUACUGAAGAAGAGAGUAAAUUACAAAACCUAGAAAAUCUAAAGCUAAUUUAUGUAAAGAUUGAAAAUGAAGUUAAGAACUUUUCACUAAAAUUUGUUGAUAUGUCUUUUGAUGAUUUUAUGUUAAAACUUGGUAUUACCAGAGAAAAGUAUAUAUUAGCAAUAAGAUCUCGUAUUAAGCGACCUCGUGUGUUCCUUAAACGAAGCACUAUGGAAGUUAAUAUUAAUGCAUAUAAUGAAGACAUUCUAAAUUAUACUGAAUCAAAUAUGGACAUUCAACCUGUAUGUGAAGUAUAUGCAUUGGCAAAAUACCUUGUUGACUAUGUAACAAAAGUUGACUCAGCUCUAGCAAAAAUUUUGAAAGACAUUUCUGAUGAGAUCAAAGUAAACAAGAAUUAUACAUUGCAAGAAAGGAUGCGUAAAUAUGCAAGUGCAUUUCUUAAUAGUAAACUAGUAAGUGCUCAAGAAGCUGCUUAUUAUUGUUUGUCAAUUCCAAUGACUCAAUGUAGUAGAUCAAAUGUUUACAUAAAUACUAGACCCAUAAAUGAGCGAACAAGAAUGUUGAAACAGAUAAAACAAUUGAGACAACUACCCCCAGAUUCCAAAGAUAUAUUUGCUCAAGAUAUUAUUCAAAAGUAUCAAAAGAGAAAACAAGAACUAAAUGAUGUAACUUUGAUUGAAUAUGCAGCAGAUUAUACUGAGGUUAAGAGAAGCAAAGAAGAGGAUGAUAGUGAUGAUGAGAAAGACAUAAGUGUAAGGAAAAGGUCAAAAAUUGUUAGAUUUAAGAGAUAUGAUAAGCUUCAGGAUGAACACCAAUACUAUCGUAUGCAAUGUUUGUUGUAUUUUCCAUUUAGAGAUGAAAAGACUGAAAUUGAAGAUGCUGAUUGUAAGCAAAUUUAUCUUAAAAAUUUCGAAGCGAUAAAACAGGUGCGAGAUAAAUUUAAUUUUAUAUCUGAAGAAGAAGUAAUUGAAGCUAUGGGAAAAGUUCGUGAUGUAAACAGUGAUGAUGAUGAUGAUGAUCCUGUGAACAAACCCGUAUCCAAGUCCCAAGAAUUUCAUUUUACACCUCCUGAAGAGAAGCCCGGUGAUAAAAAACCGCGUAAGUACAUUACUCCAGUUAGAAUUACUAAAGAAGAAUUGUGCCAAAAUAUGCAGUCCCUCAAUGAAAAACAAAGGCAAAUUGUAAUGCACAUAUACAAGUGUUUCACAUCAAAUACCUUGCCAAUACGUAUAUUCCUUUCUGGCUCUGCUGGCGUAGGUAAAACCCGUGUAAUUAAUUGCCUGUAUCAACUAAUCACACAUCAUUUCGAUAAUUUGCCCAAUAGUAACCCUGAAUCUAUGAAGGUAUUGCUUUGUGCACCAAGUGGCAUGGCAGCCUUUUUGAUUAAUGGAAUGACCCUACAUUUGGCUUUUGCUCUACCUAAUACCCAAAACCCCGUAGAUAUUGACCACUUUUCAGAAGAUAUUGCAAAUACAAUUCGUUGUGAAUUUAAAGACGUGAAACUAAUUGUAAUUGAUGAAGUUUCAAUGGUAGGCUCAAAUACCUCAGUGAAAGUUAGUCAGCGACUAAUACAAAUUGUUGGAGUUCACCAAAGCUUUGGCGGAAUAUCAGUUAUUUUUGUAGGAGAUCUUAACCAAAUAGCACCUGUUGGAGAUAAAUCCAUAUUUCGUGCCCCAGAUAAAAGUAAUGCAGGUAUACUAGAUAUAAAUCCACUUUGGGAGGAAUUUAAAUAUUUUGAACUAACCGAAAUAAUGCGUCAAAAAGAUGAUUUGAACUUUACGAAUGCAUUGAAUAACUUGGCCAUUGGAAAAAUGACAGAAAAGGAUAUAAGUCUUAUUAGAUCUAGAACGGUUAAAAAUGUAAAUGAAGUUCCACCGGAAGCAAUACGAUUGUUUGCUACUCGUAGAAAUGUAGAUGAGUUUAACGAACGAAAAAUUGCAAAUUACCCAGGAGAACUACAUACGUUUGUAGCUAUAGAUAAAGUAAUGAGCGACAAAAAGUCUAAACCUAAAAGUGAAAAUGAACAAAAUAAAAUCCUUAAAGACAUAGAAAAUCGAGAUCCAAGUAAAAGCGCUGGAGCUGUCCAUACCUUGCAUUUGAAGUUGGGUAUAAAAUAUAUGAUUAUUAAAAAUAUCGAUGUUUCAGACGGUCUAGUUAAUGGAGCUGCAGGUAUACUUCGCCAUAUAACUUUUGAUUCAAAAAAUAAUGUAGGUGUAAUAUGGCUAGAAUUUCUUGAAGAUCGUGUCGGUAAGAAAAUUACAAAAGAGCAACGGUAUCAAAAUUAUCUUAAAAAGCAUAAUUUGAAAGAAAAUCUUGUACCACUUGAGAAAUGCAAUUUCGUUUUUAGAUUGAAUAAUAGUAGUACGACUACAAUAUCAAGAACGCAAUUUCCAGUCAUGCCGGCAGAAGCUAUAACGAUACAUAAGAGUCAGGGACAAACGUACCAAUCUAUAUGUCUUGAUUUUACUAAACUAGAAAGAAUUACAUUGUGCAUGACGUAUGUAGCACUCAGUAGAGUAACAUCACUAAAUGGAUUGUAUAUAAUUGGAACAUUUAUUCCACAACGCCUUUCACAUAGUGGACAACGGAUAAUUAACGAAAUUCAUAAAUUGAGAACGGAAAAACGUCUUAAAGACUUUUUUGAAGAUGUUCGUAGAGUAGACCCGAAAAAAGUAAAAAUUUGUUAUCAAAAUAUUGUCUCAUUGCAUAAACACUUUAAUGAUAUUGAUACGGAUUCAUGGUACAAAUGCUUCAAUAUUGUAAUAUUUUCGGAAACGAAAACACAUAAGAAUUAUUCUAUUCCAUCUUUCAAAGGUUACCACGUUUUAUAUAGACAAGACAAUGAGAUAGAAAAUAUUGGAGGUCUUUUGUGUUUGAUUAAAAAUGAGGAUAAAUCGAAAAUUAACGUAAUAGCGGAAGAUACUAGAAUCGAUCAUACUAAGAAAUUUAGCUUGAGUUUGUUUGCUUUGGAAUACGGAAAACAAUUUUAUAUUAUUUCUGGGUACAAGUCGCCGAAGGUACCAUUUGAAAUAUUUAAAAAUUCAUUCGAAACAGUUCAUUCAAAAAUUCCCAAAUAUUCUGAAAUUAUCCUUAUUGGUGAUUUUAAUUUUAAUCUUUCUUCAAAUAAUACGGAUAAGAGAUUUUUAAAAUACGUCGCAGAAUAUAAUUUGGAAACUGAACUUAAUCCUGAACAAGCUACGACAAAGUAUGAUAGUCAAAUAGACGUAGUUUUGAGUAAUAUACCGGAAAAUAAUUUUUCAGCAGGAAUAUAUGAAUCUUAUUUCUCUGAUCAUCGCCCAGUUUAUUGUAUAGUAGGAGAAAAUGAACAAGCAAAGAAACCCGAUAAAGAUAUUGAAAAGUCACCCAAACGGCCUAAUACACCCGAAUAUUUACCAACACCUAAAGUAGUCAAAGUUCCUAUACCAACUGAUUCUCCAACUACAAGUAAGAAAGUAGUUAAAGAUAAGAGUCCGGAAAAACCUGUAAACCCACCUACUAAAGACACUAAUAUUCCUGAACCAGAACGCGAUAAUUGUUGGCCACCUAAUUUUGUAAUUGAUUUCUGGAAAGACUAUGAUAUUACAUCAGCCACACAAUAUGUAGUGACAGAUCACAUAUAUCGUUUCAUGGAUAUCCUUAAUGAAAAAUAUCCUGAAUUUAAAAAAGUUACCCCUGAAUUUGGAUUUAGUAGUGUAGACGAAGGAAGUAAAUGUCCAGUAAUUCCUCCGAAUAGAAGACACUUGCAAAUUAUUGCUACAAAUGAAAAUGUGCCAAAUUUUAUAGGACACUAUACACUUGCGGUGUACAACGGCGAUAAUAUAAUAGAUUAUUACGAUUCCUUAAAUGGUAGAGUACUUAAUCAACAAGCUAAAAAUAUUCUGAGUAAAUUGCAUCCACAUUUGAAACCACUAACGAAAUAUAUUAGAUUUAAUAAAGUUAUGCCACAACCGGAUAAUGUGAUGUGCGGAAUUUUUGCCAUGGCCAAUGCAGUUAGUUAUGUGUUAGGAAAAGACCCAUGUGAUCAGAAAUACAUAAUACCAAGAAUGAGAGAUCACCUUAAAAAUAUUUUGGAAAGUGGAGUUAUUUUGCCAUUCCCCACAGAGUAGGUAAUGCGCAAUUGAAAUUAAAAUUUGUUUAAAAAAAAAUAAUAAAUAGGCGUAUGAGUAUAUUUCUUAGUUUAUUUUAGUUAGUAGUUUUGCCCCACACUAACUGCUCGGCCGCCUCCUUUCAUGGGAGGCGGGUCGCAGCAGUUUGAUCCGGCUCAACGAUACAAGAGGUAAGAAAACAAUUUCUAACUUUUAUCAAAAUAUUUUAUUAUUUAUAAUUUAUGUUUUAUUUGUAGUAUUUAUAAGAAAGUCUCUAAAUUCGUUUUUGUUAAAUUUUCUAGCCGGCUCACAACUUGUUCCGGAACACUCCUCGGUCGCCUCCUGCCAUCGGAGGCGCACCGCAGCAGCUGUCUCCGGCUCGAAAUCAGCCGGACAGGGCCACCUCCACCAACAGGCCCACUUAAAAGUGUAUUUCCUCGGCCGCCUCCUGUAAUAGGAGGCGCACCGCAGCUGCUGGACCCGGCUUGGACGACACGAUAGGUAUGUAUAAAAUUUCUAGCUUUCAUUAUCAUUAUUUUACAAUUAAUGUCUGAUUGGACUUUUGUAGUAUUAUGAGAAAAAAAAAUCUAAGUUCUUUUAUGUCCUGUUAUCUAGCCGGAAAAUAUCACACCCGCUACAAGUUCCGGAACUCUCCUCGGCCACCUCCUUUCAUAGGAGGUGCACCGCAGCAGCUGUAUCCGGACUGUAUGAAGCAUUCUUCAGCCGGACUGGGCAGCAUCAACAGGCCCACUUCCUCCAAAGUUUCCUCGGCCGCCUCAUCAAGUAGGAGGCGUACCGCAGCUGCUUUAUCUGGCUCUAACGAUACAACAGCCGAAAUAUUCACCACUACCUCCGGAAUCCUUCUCGGCCACCUCCUUCAACGGAGGCGCACCGCAGCUGUAUUAUCCGGAUAUAGCCGGAUUGGGCAACAUAGUCAAGAGGCCCAUUGUUUCUGCAAUCUCCUCGGCCGCCUCCUCAAGUAGGAGGCGCACCGCAGCUGCUAGAUCUGGCCCGGAUGACAUGACAGGUAAGAAUACGAUUUCAUACCUUUCUUUAUAAAUCCGUCUUAUUUGUGACCGUGGUAUGUAGUAUUGUGGAAAAAAUCUUAUUUGUCUUGUUUUUAUUUAGAAUGACUUCGCAUCCACCAAGUAGCACUGUCACUUCCGGAACGCUCAUCGGCCAUUGAAGUUCAUUGGAGAAAAAUUGUUAUCGACAUUGGGAGUUCCAAUUCUUUAUUUAAAAUUAGCCAGCAUUUUGUUUAAUCCUCAUCCGUCUAAGGACGUCACAAUUUAAGUACUUUUAUUUUAUCAUGAACUGUUUUUAGUAGAGAGUUACAAUUGAGAUGGGCGUUAUUCAGUGUAAAAAACGUUGUACUCGUUGAACAAACACCUGUUCGUUGCAAGAUUGUUAAUCUUCUUGUGGGACUACGGAUUUGAAAAUUUGAACCACUUGUUUUUGAGUUGUAUUCAGCCCGGUGGGGCGGCGGUAUUCGAUAGGCCGUAGUGCAGAUAUGAGAUAAGAUCUCGCUCGGUCAGGAAUGCCGCGUGUGAUGUGUUUGGAACCGGAGGUAUUUGAUCGGCCGUAGUGCAGAUAUGAGAUAAGAUCUCACUCGGUCAGGAAUGCCUGCGUGUGCGUGUUUGGGACCGGCGGCAUUUGAUAGGCUGUAGUGUAGAUAUGAGAUAAGAUCUCACUCGGUCAGGAAUGUCUCCGCUGGUGGUGUGUUUGUGGCUCGGUGAUGUCCGGUAGGCCGUAGUGUAGAUAUGAAAAAAGAUCUCACUCGGUCAGGGAUGUCUUUGUGAGUGGCGUAUGCGGGACAGGUGAUAUUCGGUAGUCUGUAGCGCAGAUAUGAAAAAAGAUCUCGCUCGGACAGGAAUGUCUCCUUUGCUCCCAACAGUACAGUGGUCGGCCCAAAAGAUCAGUGGCCAGAUGGUAAAAAAAAAGAUCGCGUAGGUUCCCUGGUAACUCAGGAUGAUUGCAAUCGAACAGCGCCGUGUGGGCGGAAGACGAGAUGAAUGCGAAGUGCAUGGAUAAAGCUAUCUCCAUACUUACUCUCGAAGUUUAAUUGUUAUAUUGUUGUUAAAAAAAAUCUGCUCUAUGAUGUAAUUGUUGUUCAUAUUCUAGUAGAGAAGUAAUGAGUAUCUUUCAAGGUAAUUUAAUGCGAGAGCCUUCUUUGAAUCAAUCAAUCAAUUUUGUGAAGAUUGUUAGCGGUUUAGAACACACAAUUCCGCUUCAUACAUAUUCGUACAAUUCCUACAACCAUAUGUAGGAUUAGAUUAAGAAUAUAUGAUUACAAAAAAUUGUAUGUAAAAAGAUUGAGGAUUACAUUAUAAAAGCAAGGAAUAAAAUAAAAAAAUACGAAUGAAAUUAAAUUGUUUAUUAUUUUUUACAUAAAAGUGCAAAGUAAAAUUUCAACCAAUUAUCGCCCCGCGAAGCGGGGCGCU